Messenger RNA from Torulaspora delbrueckii, 909 nucleotides. It is a transcript of the gene DRE2, whose product is annotated as electron carrier DRE2. The record is from RefSeq and is a predicted model, not a curated record. Gene Ontology annotation, molecular function: iron-sulfur cluster binding. Lineage: Eukaryota; Fungi; Ascomycota; Saccharomycetes; Saccharomycetales; Saccharomycetaceae. Gene Ontology annotation, biological process: iron-sulfur cluster assembly. The transcript has a single exon. Bases 1 to 909 code for a protein of 302 amino acids. Gene Ontology annotation, cellular component: cytoplasm.
AUGACAGACAAUAAGCUCGGUUUGAUACUGCUUCAUCCGGCGAUGACCAACAAGCCGGAGGAUGUUACCAAGGCUGUAGAGGAGGCAGCUCAGGAUGGUGUACAAAUGGUAAACCAGUAUUUAAUAAACAAGGUCAACGAUGGAUCUGUUAAACUUGAUGCGGACAAGUACGACGUUAUACAUUAUCUUACUCCGGAGUCUCCAGACUCCAUCAAAUUUCCAUCCAAGCUGGUUCCGGUGCUAUACAGUGCCUUGAAAGCUGGCGGAAGCGUCUAUGGGCUCAGUGACGUCCUCAAACUAGAUGCUCUUCUUAACGGAUUCAGCAUAGUAAAUGAUGGGCAAUACCACUGGGAGAAGAAGAGUCAGACACAGGCAGCAGUUUCAAUACCACUUAAGACAAGCACCAAUAACAAGAACAAACUACCCAGUUUCAAGAGAGCUGUCAAAAACCCCAUCAAUAUAGUACAGUUCGAGGAUGACCUCGAUGACGACGAUGAAGUGAAUAAUAGCGAUAAGGCAAAAUUCUUUACUGAUUACAACAACGAUGAAGACUCCAUCGAAGAAGAAGAUCUAGUACGGGAGGACUUAGAUCAAGCUGGGAUCACGAUGAUAACUUGCGGAAAGUCCAAAACCAGAAGGAAGAAAGCCUGUAAAGAUUGUUCCUGUGGUCUCAAGGAAGAGGAAGAGCAAGAAAUUGAUCAAGUCCGUAAGAAACAAGACGCAGUAGUGAAAUUUACAGACGAUGAACUCACAGAGAUUGAUUUCACUGUGGAGGGCAAGAAAGUGGGAGGUUGUGGUUCUUGUUCCCUAGGUGACGCAUUUAGGUGCUCAGGUUGCCCAUAUCUGGGGCUCCCAGCCUUCAAGCCCGGCCAGCAGGUCAACCUCAACAGUAUCCUGGACGACUUGUAG